AUGUCCACCACCAUUGAUGACUCCAUGCCAACGAGGAUAUCCUCCGACUGUCCCCAAGACACGCGCGACGUCUUAUACCACGCCUGGGGCCACGAUCUCUCCAGUCUUAAAAAGCUCCUCGACGCCCCAGGCAAAGCCAGCGCCCAGGAUCCCAAAACCGGGGAAACCCCUCUUCACGCCGCCAUUCGCGCAUGUGGCCCCGCGGGUCCAGACUCGAACAAUCCUGAACAAGGCGAAGAUGGCUGCAUAGAAGAAGCAAGGGCAGUUUUACAGGAACUCUUCUUCUCGGGAGCCAUCUGGAACGAUGUCGACAGCAACAACGAGACCCCUGGCUGUGUAGCCUAUCGAUUGGGCCGCAAAGCCUUAUACGAGAUGUGCGUCGACGCCGGUGUUCGCGCCGAGCUCCUCUUCUCCCUCAUGGACGGCUACGAGGAACUCUCGUCGGGCGCAGACGUCGAAGAAGAUAAGGAUGAGGCACAGGAUACUUCUCAAGGCGAACAAGUCCCAGUCAACCAAGACGGCGACGCGAUGGACAUCAGCGACGACCAGGCUCAACCACAAGACCCGCCACGCUUUAUCCCUCCCGACGCCAAUGAGAGAACCGUCACGAGCGACGAAUACCUGUCCUCUGAACUAACCUACGACUCCUCCAAGCUACUCGACGCAGACCUGAACGGCGUCAUGAUGGCCUGGGAAACCGACAUUAUGGCCCGCUCUGUAUCCGCCCUCCUCCCCGGCCCCGAAGUCCAAACCGGGAAGCGCAUCCUCAAUAUCGGCUUCGGCAUGGGCAUCAUAGAUGGCAUGUUUGCCCAAACAAACCCGUCACGGCAUCACAUCAUUGAAGCCCACCCCUCGGUACUACAACACCUCUCCCAGCCGGAUUCCAAGUUUGGCAAAAGCUGGGAGAAGUGCGGCGCGGAGGAGGGUGCCUACAAGGUUUGGGCCGGCAAAUGGCAGGAAAUAGUGCCCCAAUUACUGGAGAAAGGCGAGGUAUACGAUGCAAUUUACUUUGACACAUUCGGCGAGGAUUACUCGCAGCUCAGGAUGUUCUUUAUGGAGUACGUACCCGGGUUGAUGGAUCAGGAGGGCAGAUUUAGCUUCUUCAACGGACUGGGCGCAGAUAGACAGGUCUGCUAUGAUGUCUAUACAAAGGUAGUCGAGAUGCAUGGCGCAGAUGCGGGUCUGGAUGUAGAGUGGGAGGUGAGUGAUGUUGAUAUGAAGGGGCUGCGGGAGGAUGGGAAGGGUGAGUGGGAGGGAGUGCGGAGGCGGUACUGGACGCUGGAUAAGUACCGUCUGCCUGUGUGCACAUUCAUGGGAUGA
This is a messenger RNA of Metarhizium brunneum ARSEF 3297, 1320 nucleotides long. It is a transcript of the gene RMT2, whose product is annotated as Protein arginine N-methyltransferase 2. Gene Ontology annotation, biological process: peptidyl-arginine methylation. Gene Ontology annotation, cellular component: cytoplasm; nucleus. Lineage: Eukaryota; Fungi; Ascomycota; Sordariomycetes; Hypocreales; Clavicipitaceae. Gene Ontology annotation, molecular function: protein arginine N5-methyltransferase activity. The record is from RefSeq and is a predicted model, not a curated record.